Drosophila innubila is the source of this 3054-nucleotide messenger RNA. RefSeq names its product glutamate receptor ionotropic, kainate 1 (gene GluRIIA). Gene Ontology annotation, cellular component: plasma membrane; postsynaptic membrane. The record is from RefSeq and is a predicted model, not a curated record. Gene Ontology annotation, biological process: modulation of chemical synaptic transmission; synaptic transmission, glutamatergic. Gene Ontology annotation, molecular function: glutamate-gated receptor activity; transmitter-gated monoatomic ion channel activity involved in regulation of postsynaptic membrane potential. NCBI's taxonomy places the organism in Eukaryota, Metazoa, Arthropoda, Insecta, Diptera, Drosophilidae.
AAUCGAAAAGGAAUGAAUAAGGAAAAUGUCGAAAAAAAAAUCAACACAUUGAAUGGUAGACUAGAUGCCGCCUACGUCAUCGACAAGCGCCAUAAAUAAUGCUAUGCUACGACAAAUGGCACAUGGCAAUUCCUCAAGAGACUGAGAGAAACAAAAGAGAAAAUAGAAGAGAGAACCGCAGUCUAUAUUUAUAUAUAUAUAUGAGAAGACUUGAGUUAUUGCCAGAUGAACAGUUGGACAGUUGGAGAGCGGGACACAGUUAGGCCGGGCGGUCAGUGUGCGUGCUAAGCGCUCCAAGACUGGAUGCUGCGGUCGCUUGGAGUAACAGCUGAAAAUAAAAUACAAAAUACUAUAUACAUUUAAAAAAAAAUUUACGUAAUUUUGUAGUGUGUGUGUGUCCGUUUGCAUAGCUAGAAAUUCAACAACGAAAUGGCCACUGCAUUUAGAAAAUUCAAUUAGUUUGAGUGCGUUGUUUAGCUAGUAUUUUAAAAUAUAUAUAUUUUUUUUCUUUUUGGAAAAAUGCAUUUGUAUCCAGUUUACAUUUACGCUGUGUUAUUUUUAAAGUAUGCCCUCGCUUUUGGCGAAGAGAGGCAUACAAAAAUCAUAGUGGGCGCCAUUUUCUUUGAAAAUGAAAGGCAAAUCGAAUUAGGUUUCGACCAGGCCCUGCGUGAGGUGAACAACUUGAAAUUCUCGGAGCUACAGUUUACAUCCAUCAAACGAUAUAUGCCAACCAAUGAUAGUUUCCUACUCCAACAGAUCACUUGUGAACUAAUUUCCAAUGGCGUUGCGGCUAUUUUCGGACCAAGUUCAAAGGCAGCGAGUGAUAUUGUAGCGCAAAUCGCAAACAUGACCGGCACUCCUCAUAUUGAAUUUGAUUGGAAAGCCGAGGCAACGCGUCAGGAGCAUUUAAAUAAUCGGAUGACUGUAAAUGUGGCUCCUUCGUUAUCAGCAUUAUCCCGUGCUUAUUACGAGAUUAUCAAAACUAACUAUGAGUGGCGCACCUUUACGCUAAUCUAUGAAACGCCAGAGGUUAACAUCGACUUUACCUGGAUAAGUUCGCUUGUCAACGACUCUACUUUAAACUUAAAAUGGACUCACUUGAGUGAAGUGGAUCAAAUUCUUGGUAGUCAAAUGAUGCUGCCUAUACUCAUCUAUGAUGCUGUGGUACUGUUUACCAACUCUAUACGUAAUGUGAUCACUGCGAUGCAACAGUAUCAUCCACCCAACAGCGAUUGUGGUGCACGUUUUAGUGGCCCCUGGAUAAUGGGUGACUAUAUCAUAAGUGAAAUGAAAUCUAUAUCGGAGGACGAUGUUGAGCCGCAUUUUAAAACGGAAAACAUGAAACUGAAUGAGUAUGGACAGCGCACACAUUUCAAUUUGGAAAUCUACAAGCCAACGGUUAAUGAGCCCCUGAUGAUUUGGACGCCAGAUAAUGGCAUUAAGAUAAGAAAACUGAAUCCAGAAACUGAAAGUUCAGCAGCAGCAACGGAUUUUUCGGUGCAACGCAAGGUCUACACUGUGGUGACACAUUAUGAAAAGCCAUACUUCAUGAUGAAAGAAGAUCACGAGAACUACAGAGGGCAGGAGAAGUUUGAGGGAUAUGCCGUGGAUCUGAUUGGAAAGCUAUCUGAGCUUAUGGAAUUCGAUUAUGAGUUUAUGAUUGUCAAUGGCAACGGUAAAUAUAAUCCUGACACUAAACAGUGGGAUGGCAUAAUACGCAAGCUGAUAGAUCAUCAUGCACAGAUUGGAGUCUGUGAUUUGACGAUCACUCAACUGCGUCGAUCGGUUGUCGAUUUCACAGUGCCGUUUAUGCAGCUCGGAAUUAGCAUAUUACAUUAUAAGAGUCCGCCGGUACAAAAGAAUCCUUUCGCCUUCUUGGAUCCCUUUGCGCUAGAUGUAUGGAUCUAUGUGAUAUUUGCACAGUUGGUAAUGACAUUGGCAUUUGUGCUGAUUGCGAGACUCUCCUAUCGCGAGUGGAUGCCACCGAAUCCCGCCAUUGUUGAUCCCGAUGAGUUGGAGAAUAUCUGGAAUGUAAAUAACAGUUGCUGGUUAAUGGUUGGUUCAAUAAUGCAACAGGGUUGCGAUAUAUUGCCCAGAGGUCCCCAUAUGCGCAUUCUAACUGGAAUGUGGUGGUUCUUUGCCCUAAUGAUGCUCAGCACUUAUACGGCCAAUUUGGCGGCCUUUUUGACCAGCAACAAAUGGCAGAGCACCAUCAAAAGCUUGGGAGAUUUGAUUGAGCAGGAUGAAGUGAGCUUUGGCAGUAUGAGCGGAGGUAGCACCUCUUUGUUUUUUUCAGAAUCAAAUGAUACCGACUAUCAGCGUGCCUGGAAUCAAAUGAAAGGUUUCAAUCCCUCCGCAUUUACCAGCAACAAUGGAGAGGGUGUUGAACGUGUUCGUAAGGAGAAGGGCAAAUACGCUUUCCUUAUGGAGACAACCAGCAUGACAUAUAACAUUGAACGCAAUUGCGAUUUACGUCAGAUUGGCGGACAAAUUGGGGAAAAGCAUUAUGGAUUGGCUGUGCCUUUAGGCGCCGAUUACCGUACAAAUUUGAGCGUUUCGAUUCUACAGUUGAGUGAAAAGGGUGAACUCUAUAAGCUGAAGAACAAAUGGUGGAAGAAGCAUAAUGUAACCUGCGAAAUGUUUCAUGAGGUGGAUGGCGAUGAGUUGUCCAUCAUUGAGCUGGGUGGUGUUUUUCUGGUACUCGCUGGUGGAGUUGUCACUGGCGUUAUUCUGGGCAUCUUUGAGUUCCUCUGGAAUGUGCAAAAUGUGGCCGUGGAGGAGCGGGUUACGCCCUGGGAGGCAUUAAAGGCCGAGCUGAUAUUUGCUCUGAAGUUUUGGGUACGAAAAAAGCCCAUGCGUAUAUCCAGCAGUAGUAGCAGCAGUGCUGAUAAAUCAUCCAGACGAUCUUCGGCAUCCAGGCGCAGUUCUAAGGAGAAAACGCGCAGCAAGACGGCCAGUUAGAAAAUAAAGAUAGGCAACAAAUUUGUUAAUAAGUUUUGAAAUCAAGUUGUAUAAAUGUUUGCAAGAAAAUACAACAAUUGGUUAAUGAUUAUA